ACAAUCCUCCCCCUCUUGUUCACUUGAUCAGUGAUCGCCGAAAGCCAUGCCAAGUUCAGAAUGGAGGAACUAGCCAAGGGUUAGUAAGUUUUUAAAUGUGAUUUGAAGGGACACACUCUCAAGUGAAGCCACAUUCAAAUAGGAUGGGUGGCAUUGAGACGCUGCUCGCCAAUUGGUCUGUGUACUGGUUCUUGUGACCUUCACGUCGAAGAUGCUCCUUCUUCACCUGUGAAUCUUCACAACCUGCCUCCAUUCUUGACGCGACUGUCUUUUUCCUGAUUGUCGCUAGGAUUGGCUCGCUUUUGAUGUCUUCGUAUUGCUCUGGGGACGUAGAUCAAUCCCUGGUUUUCGGGCAACAUGUCGUUCUUAGUGCCUCCUCGUCUUCGGCGAUUCAUUAUACUCUUAAUGACGGCUAUUUGCACUUGUUUGGGACUGUUUAUCCUAGUGUUUCCUACGCCAGAUUUGUCUCAGGAAGUAGAGUUAGUCCGACAAAUUGCUGAUCUCUCUAUUCGGAUUCAGCAUGCAGAGCAAUUGAAUGCUGAGAGAAAAUAUCAACUGCAAACUCUGUUUCAGAAGUUCUCUAUGAUUAGUAGGAGGAUUCUCCAGCAAUCAGGGCAAAAUUCAGCACUUAUUCUGGAGAACCUCCGUAACGAAAAUGCAUUGGGAGUAAGGUUAGGCCUGACAGCUGAAGCAAUGCUGAGUGGAGCAAAUCAGACUUAUGAUCUGAGUGUUCCUUCAGUCCACCACUUCUUGCCCCAUUUGAGCCAUUCUCCGGUAAGCUUGUCGCCAGCCUUCAAGCUAGCCAAACAGGCCAAUCGGAAGGUGUCCAUGGUCAUAGGAAUCCCGACAGUCAAACGCACUCACCAGAGCUAUCUCCAAGUGACACUCAAAUCUGUCAUUGACAACAUGGAAGAGGACGAAAUGAACGAUUGCCUGAUUAUAGUGUUUGUCGCUGAAACUGAUGUUGAGUUUGUGGCCAAGGUUGUGAGUGACAUCAAGAACGACUUUGGGGUACAUGUUGACUCCGGACUUGUCGAAGUGAUAUCGCCCCCCGCAGAAUACUAUCCUGAUUUUUCCACCCUUCGCCAAACUCUUGGCGAUGAUUUGGAACGAGUUCAGUGGAGAUCCAAACAGAACUUGGAUUACGCCUUCCUCAUGAUGUACGCUCAUUGGCGUGGAAACUUCUAUGUUCAACUGGAAGACGACGUUCUCACCAAACCUGGUUUUUUUACUAUCAUGAAGAACUUCGCCUUGGACAAGAGUGCUGCCAAAGAUCCUUGGUUUCUCAUCGAUUAUUGCCAACUCGGGUUCAUCGGCAAGCUUUUCAAGGCCUCUGAUUUACCAAUGCUAAUACAGUUCUUUCUCAUGUUUUACAACGACAAACCCGUGGACUGGCUCUUGGAAAAUGUUCUGCAAACCAUGGUUUGCAAAUUGGACCAAGACUACAAAAAGUGUCGCAAGGAAAAGAACAAAUUGUGGCUUCACUAUAAACCAUCCUUGUUCCAACACAUUGGAACGCACUCAUCCCUGAAGGGUAAAGUUCAGAAGCUCAAGGAUAAGCAAUUUGGCAAGAUUGCAAUGUUUGUGCCUCACUUCAACCCGCCAGCCAGGGUUCAGACAGCCAUCAAACAUUAUAAGUCGUACAGUAUCACCCGUGCCUAUCAAGGUGAAACCUUCUAUUGGGGCUUGGUGCCUCAAGAAGGCGAUACCAUUCUGUUUUACCUCACCCCUCCGACCCCGUUAACUGAGUUCAAGUUCAUCAGUGGUAAUGCUGAACAUCCCUCGGAUCGGUUCCUCAACACUGAUAUCGAGAUCUUCAUCAGUGAAGAUGAGAACUCGCGAGUACCUGGAACGUUUUCCAGAACCAGUGACGGGUACGCUACUGUUGGAAAAUUCGAUGCCAAUGGAGUGGCUGCUGGCAAAUUGGAUCCCACCUGGGGUCCAAUCAGUCAUCUCCGGAUUUCGAUCCAUUCCUCAAGUGAUAAUUGGGUGAUAUUAAGUGAAAUCCAUUUAAAGACAGACUAGUCAACGUAGAAUCCCUUUUGAAGCAUUCCGGGCACGAUAAGCCAAGUCACAGUAAACGCCUCCUUCAAUAUUUCGAGGUUUAGAUGCCAUUUCAGACACAAUAGAAUCUUGAAGGAUGCCCACACCAUCUACAACCAAUCGAUAUUUUGUAACCUUACCAAAUGAUCUCUCCGAUCACUUGGCAGGGAUUUGACUCUUACUGGAGGUUUUUGUUGACAAACAGUAUCGUAGGUGCUCCCGACAACUAGUCAAAAAGUAAUUGGCACCGAUUUAUUCUUGCCAUUGUUCUAAUAUCAUUCCCCAAACGCAGUCAUUAUCUCUUUAUGUUAAUCAAUUUAUUUGAUGGCCAUUUAUCCUCUAAUUUUGACCCGUUCUAUUCUAUCUUUGCGCCAAUAAUCUGACGUCAUCUGUAAGUGUCACUCAACAAUGAAGUCUCGCGCGGCUAUUCAACAAAAGUUGAUUAUUGUUCAGGUUUUUCAUUUCACUCGCUUGAUCAAGCUGAAUCAAAGAUACCAUCGUCGUGGUCAGAAACGAUGAGGAAUAUGAUGUUUUAAGAAUAAAGCUAUUUAAACAUC
Molecule: messenger RNA, 2600 nt
Organism: Tigriopus californicus
Lineage: Eukaryota; Metazoa; Arthropoda; Copepoda; Harpacticoida; Harpacticidae
Gene: Mgat4a
Product: alpha-1,3-mannosyl-glycoprotein 4-beta-N-acetylglucosaminyltransferase A-like
Exons: 1
Coding region: 358-2025 (555 amino acids)
Biological process (GO): protein N-linked glycosylation
Cellular component (GO): Golgi stack; endoplasmic reticulum; endoplasmic reticulum-Golgi intermediate compartment
Molecular function (GO): acetylglucosaminyltransferase activity
Source: RefSeq, a predicted model, not a curated record